AUGUCGUCUAUAUCAGCUGAGAAGGAUACAACAACUGUAUCAGAAGACACUAAUACAGGUGUCACAAACAUACCAAAUCAAAAUGAACUCUCAUCGAAUAAAGAAGAAAUCAAAAGGCCUAAAAGAGUCACAGAUGAUGAUUUAUACAGACGAUCCUCACAAUAUAGACUUUGGUCCUUCACAACAGACUCAUUAAGGGAAAAACGAUUUUUAGUAAAUGAAAACGCAACUUUGAAAGUGAAAGACUCUUUGAAUAAAUUUAUUGAAGAUAAACAAAAUUCUUUAUCCGAUAUAGAGAUCCAAACAAUAAAGUCAAAGGCAGUUCCUGUUACCCCGGAUGAAGAACUUAAAUUGGUUAGCUUUUAUGCAAAGAAAGUUCAAAUGAUUGCACAACAUUUGAAUUUACCUACAGAGGUCGUGGCUACCUCAAUCAUCUUCUUCAAAAGAUUUUUUCUAGAGAAUUCUGUCACAGAAUUCGAUCCAAAGGAUCUAGUUCAUACUACAAUAUUUUUGGCAUGUAAAUCAGAAAAUUAUUUUAUUAGUGUCGACUCCUUUGCCAAAAAAGCUAAAUCAAAGAGAGAUGAAAUUUUGAAAUAUGAAUUCAAAUUACUGGAAAGUCUGAAAUUUACUUUAUUGAAUCACCAUCCUUACAAACCGUUGCAUGGCUUCUAUUUAGAUAUUCAAAAUGUCCUACACGGUAAAGUGGAUCUUAACUAUAUGGGCAAAAUCUAUGAUAAAUGCAAAAAAAAAAUUACUGAUGCAUUAUUGACAGAUGUUGUAUAUCAUUUCACUCCACCACAGAUAAAUUUAGCUGUAUUUUUAAACGAGGAUGAACAAUUAAUCAGAAGAUACCUUGAAUUGAAAUUUAGUUCCACUGAAACAAAUCAAUUCACAGAUUCUACUACCACUGCUACUACCAACAACAACAACAACAAUAAUAAUAAUGCUAAUAUUACUGAAAAUGAUGAUAAGAAAAAUGGCAAUAAAGAUGAAGAAAAUAAAAUUAAUCUUGAAAGUUUAUUGAAUAUAAUAUUGGACUGUAAAAAAAUGAUAGCUUCAUAUCAAACCAUAUCUACACAGGAUGCAAAAUUAAUCUAUGCUAAAAUAUACUACUGCAAGAAUCCAAAUGUAAUUGUUCAAAAGUUGAAAAGAAAACUUGAACAAGCAUCUGAUGGUAACAGUAAUAAAAAUACAGAGCAUGUUGAUAAAAAACAAAGUACAUAA
Molecule: messenger RNA, 1224 nt
Organism: Arxiozyma heterogenica
Lineage: Eukaryota; Fungi; Ascomycota; Saccharomycetes; Saccharomycetales; Saccharomycetaceae
Gene: CCL1
Product: TFIIH complex kinase subunit CCL1
Exons: 1
Coding region: 1-1224 (407 amino acids)
Biological process (GO): DNA-templated transcription; regulation of cyclin-dependent protein serine/threonine kinase activity; regulation of transcription by RNA polymerase II
Cellular component (GO): nucleus; transcription factor TFIIK complex
Molecular function (GO): cyclin-dependent protein serine/threonine kinase regulator activity
Source: RefSeq, a predicted model, not a curated record